This is a messenger RNA of Pyrus x bretschneideri (Chinese white pear), 3590 nucleotides long. RefSeq names its product kinesin-like protein KIN-14Q. The record is from RefSeq and is a predicted model, not a curated record. Gene Ontology annotation, biological process: microtubule-based movement. The coding region runs from base 255 to 3410 and encodes 1051 amino acids. The transcript is spliced from 16 exons. NCBI's taxonomy places the organism in Eukaryota, Viridiplantae, Streptophyta, Magnoliopsida, Rosales, Rosaceae. Gene Ontology annotation, molecular function: microtubule binding; ATP binding; microtubule motor activity.
AAUUCGAAAAAAAAGGCAACGGUCAUUUGACACCCAUUUGCCUCCGAAAAGCGUAACGCAGAGAGAUGGAAUGCGCCAACGAACGAGAAAUUAACGCCUUUCCUUCUCUGUUCGUUCAGAUUCAAAUUUCCUACUUCAUUUACCUUUUUGGGGUUCUCCAAUAAAGAUUCAUCGUCGUCAUCAUCACAGUCGCUGAUUACUUCAAUUCUAAACGACAGUGUUUUCAGCAGCAGAAGAACAUUCGGCACUUUUCAAUGGAGGAGCAGCACCAGUGCGACUCUCCUCUGAACAGCUCCACUUCCGCCGCCAACUCUAACUCCGACUACACUUCGCUUUGCUCGCAAUUGCAGAGCUUGACAAUGGUGGAUCCGGAUUCUUCCUCUUACAAUGCUGAUUCAAACGAAGUUGGUGUAGAUUGCUCUCGGGAAAAUUAUGAAAGCACAGAAGCCAUUAGUACACCAAAAAUCAGGGACCCAGAUGCAAAUGAUUCCCGGUCCAUGAUGGGGUUUUCGCUUACCUCUCCUGAUUUAGUGAUCUGUGCCGGGUCACCCGAUAUACCCCAAACCAGCUAUGGAGAUUCCCCCGAGUUCUUGGAAAGCAAGUUCCAUCAGAAGAUGGAUUCUUCUAUUGAGCUCUCUUUUGAGAAUGGAAUCGAUGAGGCUCAUGUUAGAGAUAUGCAUAAAACUCCAACUGUAAAGUUCUCCACGACAUUGUGCCAAACUUUUAAGGAAGAUUUGUCUCCUGAAGCUUCAUUUGAGCUUCUUCCUGCUCCGGCGACUGAGAACAAGUUGAAGGAAGGUUCCCUUCCUGAUAUGAGCAACAAUGCAGGUUGCACUGAUGAAUUCAUAGGCGACGAUUCUCAAAUGGAAGACUGCGGAUCAUUAAAAGUGACUGGUGAGACCAACGAAGAAGGAGACUAUCAUAAGCUGCUAAUAAGUUACGAGAAACAGAAAAAAGAAUUACAAGAGAUGAGGAGUGCAAUGGAGGAGUUGAAAAAGCAAAACUAUUCCAAGAGUAGAGAAUGCCAAGAAGCUUGCAAUUCAUUGAAGGAACUCCAAAAUGAACUCAUGCGCAAGUCUAUGCAUGUUGGAUCUUUGGCCUUCGCCAUCGAGGGACAAGUGAAAGAGAAGAGCGGAUGGUUUUCAUCAUUGAGAGAUUUGACGAGAAAACUUAAGAUCAUGGAGAUGGACCACAUCAAGCUAUCAGAGGAGGCACGGUCAUAUAAGAAGUGCCUUGAAGAUAUGAAUGAAAUGAGGUUUACCAUUCAUUCCACUUUAAAUCAGCAAGUAAAUUUGCACAAUGAUCUGAAGACUAAGUUUAUUGAAGGGGCCAGAGAACGGAAAGAGCUCUACAACAAGGUGUUAGAGUUGAAAGGAAACAUACGGGUCUUUUGCCGGUGCAGGCCUCUAAACACUGAUGAAGUUGCAGCAGGAGCUUCAAUGGCUAUUGAUUUUGAAUCUGCUAAAGAUGGUGAACUCACUGUCAAAUCAAAUGGGGUCACCAGAAAGACCUUCAAGUUUGAUGCUGUAUUUGGUCCUCAAGCAGAACAAGCUGAUGUUUUUGAAGACACGGCUCCAUUUGCAACAUCAGUUUUAGAUGGGUACAAUGUGUGCAUAUUCGCAUAUGGGCAGACCGGAAGUGGAAAGACCUUUACAAUGGAAGGGACAGAAGACGCUCGAGGAGUCAAUUUUAGGACUCUUCAGGAAUUGUUUCGUAUAAUUGGAGAGCGAGAAAAUUUACAUCGAUAUGAUGUAUCAGUUAGCGUUUUAGAAGUCUACAACGAGCAGAUACGAGAUUUACUAGUUUCAGGGAAUCAGCCAGGAGCAGCUGCCAAAAGGCUUGAAAUAAGACAAGUUGGUGAAGGUAUACAUCAUGUUCCAGGACUGGUUGAGGCACACGUAAACAACAUGAACGAAGUCUGGGAAGUUCUGCAAACAGGCAGUAAUGCAAGGGCUGUUGGCUCAACCAAUGCCAAUGAGCAUAGUAGUCGGUCGCAUUGCAUACACUGCGUAAUGGUGAAGGGGGAGAAUUUGUUGAAUGGGGAAUGUACAAGAAGUAAGCUCUGGUUGGUGGAUCUAGCAGGGAGCGAGCGUGUAGCGAAGACAGAAGUGCAAGGAGAACGACUCAAGGAAACUCAGAACAUCAAUAGAUCUCUGUCUGCCCUUGGUGAUGUCGUAUCCUCACUUGCAACUAAAAGCUCACACAUACCUUUCAGGAACUCUAAGCUUACCCACUUGCUUCAAGACUCUCUAGGAGGAGACUCGAAGACACUCAUGUUUGUUCAGAUAAGUCCUAAUGAAAAUGACGUGAGUGAGACCCUAUGCUCACUGAACUUUGCAAGCAGAGUGAGAGGGAUAGAGUUGGGUCCUGCAAAGAGGCAACUGGACACUUCUGAACUUUUGAGAUACAAACAGAUGUUUGAGAAAACAAAGCUAGAAGUCAAGAGCAAAGAUGUACAGAUCAGGAAGAUGGAGGAAACAGUUCAUGGAUUAGAACUGAAGGUAAAAGAAAGAGACCUGAAAAAUAAAAACCUGCAAGACAAGGUAAAAGAAUUGGAAGCACAACUCUUAAUCGAGAGAAAGCUGGCACGACAGCACGUUGACACAAAGAUAGCUGAGCAACACCAGCAGCAAAUGAAACAUCAACAGGAUGAGCAAUCUAUUGCACCCACAAGGCCACCAUUUACAAACCGACCAUUAGCAAGUCACAAGAUCCUCAGCGAAAUAGGCAGCACAUUGGGAAAAGACCAAGUAAACCCCCUGCAACCAUUGAUGGAGAAGACCAACAACAAGCCCUCAGCGCCCCUUUUUCAUGUAUCGGAUGGUUUUAUCAAGCAUCUUGAUGCCACGGAGAAAGAAAACAACCCCGAAAUGGCUGAACACUUUCUUGUUCCAAAGAAAACUGGAAGGGCCUCUACUUGUCCAGCAUUUCAGCGGAUUCCAGUAAACACAGCUCCAAGGCGCAACUCCCUAAUCCCACUUCCAAGUGUACCAUUUCGUGUCCAAUCCCCACCACCUGCAUUACCAUUGGCACCUAUAGUAUGCCAUGCUGAUAAGAAAGUUGAUCCAGAUGUGACUGAGACUGACUGCUUGCCGGAACAGAUACCUUGUAGUAGUCCUAAAGUCAUCAGAAAUGGCAGCAAAAAGCUAAACAGCAUACUGAGACGAAGCGUCCAAAAGAAAAUCCAGAUAAAAUCCCCAAUGCCACCGCACAUGAGAAAAGGCGUGAAUGUAGGGAUGGAGAAGGUUAGAGUCUCUAUUGGAAGUCGAGGGAGGAUGGGGAACAGGGUGUUACUAGGAAAUGCUAGAAGAGCCGGAACUAAAGAAAGCCAGAAGCCUAAUAGUCAUAGGGAAAAGGAGAGGGGGUGGAAUAUUAUUGGUACAGCAGCGAGAACUGCUACAAAAAGCUGAUGACGAUGUAUGUACUUUAUUCAGCCAUGGUGCGAGCACAGAGGUUAUAUUCUUGUAGCCUGCAGGUGUGGAGAGAGAGGGAGAGAACUAAUCAUUUGUUUAUUUACUGAUGUACAGAACUUCCGAAUAUGUUUGAGAAUGCCAAUAUUAUGUGCCUUGUGGUGACACCUGAUUAAAACU